AAACACCUCCGCAGUCACAAGCUCGGUAACGCGGCUCCCACAGCACCAUCGGCGGCCGGCAUGACGCGGAGCAAGUUGGGGCCCUUCUGUUGAGGACUUUGACUGACGGUGGUGGGGGGGAAAAGUACCUUGUAUUUAUUUGGACGCCUUUACCGGAAGUAUAUAUUGGCGGCCUCUUCUGUUUUGUGUGUCCGGAGCGGAGGCGCUCGGAGCGGGCAAGGCGAGUGAGGGCGGCGGUGGUGGUGGUGGUGGUGGUACCGCUGCUAAACAUGAACAAGAACCACCGUGUGCCGAGUAAUCGUUCUCUGAGUGCCGUGGAGGUCAAAAGCAAGUUCGGGGCGGAGUUUCGUCGCUUCUCUCUGGACCGCUCCAAGCCGGGCCGCUUUGAUGAGUUCUACGGCCUGCUGCAGCAUGUGCACCGCAUUCCCAACGUGGACCUGCUGGUGGGCUACGCCGACGUGCACGGCGACCUGCUGCCCAUCAACAAUGACGACAACUACCACAAGGCCAUCUCCACCGCCAGCCCGCUUCUCAGACUCUUCCUGCAGAGGAAAGAGGAAGCAGAUUUCUUCGGGAGCGACUCGCUGACCAGGAAGAAAAACACGGGGCUUUCGGCUGUUCUCCUCCGGCCCGACGCCAACAGGAAGAAGCCGCCGGUGAUCAUCAGCCUUCCGAAGGACUUCCGCCCCGUGUCCUCCAUCAUCGACGUGGACAUCCUGCCCGAGACGCACCGCCGGGUGCGCCUGUACAAGCACGGCCAGGAGAAGCCUCUGGGUUUCUACAUCCGCGACGGGUCCAGCGUGCGGGUCACGCCGCAGGGCUUGGAGAAGGUCCCCGGCAUUUUCAUCUCCCGGAUGGUGCCCGGCGGCCUGGCGGAGAGCACGGGGCUGCUGGCCGUCAACGACGAGGUCCUGGAGGUGAACGGCAUCGAGGUGGCCGGGAAGUCUCUGGACCAAGUGACGGACAUGAUGAUCGCCAACAGCCACAACCUCAUCAUCACCGUCAAGCCAGCCAACCAGCGGAACAACAUCGUCCGAGGGAGCGGCGGCGGCGGCGGGGCGUCCGGUAGCUCCGGACGCUCUUCAGACAGCGGGGCCAGCUACUACGGCUACUCCUCAUCCGCCGGCCUCGCCGCCGCCUCCUUGGCGCCCUCACACAUUAUCCAGAACUUCCCUGUCGGCGAGAUGGACAGCGACGAGGACGACGAGGACCUGGUGAUCGAGGCGGAGCCCGACUUCGGCAUUCCGCCGCCUCCCCGCUACGAGCCGCACCUCAACCUGCGAGCGGCCGCCUCGCCGCCCCCGCUUUCGGUCAACGGCGGCGUGACGAGCAGCGCCAGCAGCGGCUCGCUGAGCAGGGCCAAGUCCUCCACGCCGUCGCCCGACAUAGCCGUGAGUAGGCGGAGUCUUGAGGAGGACGGCACCGUCAUAACACUGUAGAUCUGCACGCUAAGCCGGCAGCCAAUGACGGUGAAGCAUACUGAAAUGUAAAUAUUUCUACGUCCUAACAUUUACACCUAAAACACCUCCAUGCCCACGCGUGUGUGUGGACGCCACUCUGGCGCCACAAAUACUGCGGGCACAAUACACACACACACACACACACACACACACACAUACUGGUUAUCAUUUGGAAUGGGGACCAAGUUUUUGAUCAUCACUUGUGGGGACCACCCUUUCUACAGGUUGUGGAGGCAUAAAAAAAUUUUGGUAAAAUGGCCACUGCCCAGUUAGCUCAUACACGUCUUUAAAUCUCUGGAUUGAUGAAGUAAUGUGCUGAUCAUUCUUACUGGGGAAAAAGACUUCAUAUGGUUCAUGGGGACCAAAUUUAAAUCAUUUUGCAUAAUUCACACAAAUGUGUACGUGACUACUGAGGACCAUUUAUUAAAAAAAUUUUUAAAAAAUAAAUAAAAAAGUUCUAAUUAAAUAUGACAUGAUCCUCAGAAUACAGCACUACAGCGAGUGCAGUACCAGCUACAGCCCGAUGAGGGGGCUGCUGUGCAAAUGUCUCACACUCAAACUAACCCAGGGGUCGGCAACCCAAAAUGUUGAAAGAGCCAUAUUGGACCAAAAAUACAAAAACAAAUCUGUCUGGAGCCUCAAAAAAUUAAAAGCCAUAUUACAUAUAGUGUGUCAUGAGAUAUAAAUUGAAUUAAGAGGACUUAAAGGAAACUAAAUGACCUCAAAUAUACCUACAAAUGAGGCAUAAUGAUGCAAUAUGUACAUAUAGCUAGCCUAAAUAGCAUGUUAGCAUCGAUUAGCUUGCAGUCAUGCAGUGACCAAAUAUGUCUGAUUAGCACUCUGCACAAGUCAAUAACGUCAACAAAACUCACCUUUGUGCAUUCGUGCACAACGUUAAAAGUUUGGUGGACAAAAUGAGACAGAAAAAGAAGUGGCAUAGAACACGUCCUAGAAAGUCGGAGAAAGUUAUACAUGUAAACAAACUACGGUGAGUUCAAGGACCGCCAAAAUUAGUAGGACAAAACGGUGCUCGCCAAAUACUCGAAUCAGUGAAGCAUGUUUAAUAUAAACAGUGUGCUUUAUAACAAUUAGGGAGGUUUGCGUCAUGUUUGUCCUCCUACAGAAACCAUAUUGAAACAAUUUUUUAUUUUUUUUUCCACCUCAUCUUUUUCCAUUUUUCAUAUAUUUUUGAAAAAGCUCCAGAGAGCCACUAGGGUGGCGCUAAAGAGGUUGCCGACCCCCGCACUAACCAGUAAACAUGUUUUAUGGGCCAAAGCCCACUUAGGCAUCUUCAGAAUGGAUCUGACUAUCAUUUAAAAAGGUUUCCCUUUAGGGCACCUGUUUUUUUGUCUCCAUACCGUCAAAAGUCCCCUAAAGGUGACUGUGUAAACAGAGCGAUGUCCCCAUUAAGUUAGCAUUGCCAGAACACACACACACACACACACUUACACACACUUCUGUAUCUACCUGAGCUUCCUCCAGGGGGCAGAAGUGAGCGCCUUGAUGAAGUCCAACACACAAACGACUUUUUUAGCACGACAAUCGUCCACAAGACGUUGAGCAAGCACUACAACCUGCAAUAAUAACAAUAUUAUUAUAAUAAUGUUUUUUUUGUUUCAAGAGCAAACUUCUGGGCCUCUCAGAUGCUUAAAAAAAAAAUAUAUAUAUAUAUAUAUAUAUGAACAAUUGACUGAUCAAUCAUAUUUUUGAUACGCAUAUCGAAGGUCCAUAUCGUAUUGGGUUCAAGCAGCUCGUCUGUUCCAGGGUCAAACUGUGGCCGUCGCCACAGGCAAUAUUUGAACAUUUUUCCACUGUCAUUCAAGUGUAAAAAGAAGCUAACUUGACGUAUCUUUUGAUAACCUCGCAUAAAGACAAACAUUCCCUUUUUAUCGUAUUGAUUUCUAACUGGACGGAGACACUUGGCCCCCGACGACCGACUAGUGUGGCGAAUUAGCAUAAAAGACCGAGCGAACUGCGGAAUAUUUGUACUAUACACAAAAGACGACUUUUUUGGGGAAACUGUAUUUUUAAACACUAAAUAUGACAAAAAACAAUGUUCUUUUUGCGCCACCUGUAUUAAUCGUUAGACUCAAAUAUAAGACAAGUCUCAUUUUUAGCUUUUAUCCAGGGAGAAAUACAUCUCUUAUAUUGAGGUCAAUUUAUGGUUGACUUUGGCAAAUUGUACUGAGCAGCCAGACAAGCUGCUUUUCUUAUGUCUAUGGUUAUCGUCACACUUUUCCCUCAUUGCCAUGACUGGUGUCCUUCUGUGUUGAUGUUUUGUUGCUACUCUACCACUAUGUUGAGUAAGUUCUAUGGUUAUCACACUUUUUUCUCUUUGCCAUUACUGGUACCUUCAAUGUUUUGUUACUACUGUCUAUGGUUAGUAAGUUCUAUGGUUAUUGUCACACUUUUCCUCUUUGCCAUGACUGCUACCCUUCUGUGUUUUUUGUUGCUACUCUACCACUAUGUUUAGUAAGUUCUAUGGUUAUCAUCACACUUUUCCUCUUUGCCAUGACUGCUACCCUUCUGUGUUGACAUGUUCUCGCUACGCUACCACUCUGUUUAAUAAGUUCUAUGGUUAUCGUCACACUUUUCCUCUUUGCGAUGACUGCUACCCUUCAAUGUUUUUUUACUACCCUGUGUCAAUGGUUAUCGUCACACUUUUCCUCUUUGCCAUUACUGCUACCCUUCUGUGUUGUUUUGUUGCUACUCUACCACUAUGUUUAGUAAGUUCUAUGGUUAUCGUCACACUUUUCCUCUUUGCCAUGACUGCUACCCUUCAAUGUAUUUUCACUACCCUAUGUCUAUGGUUAUCGUCACACUUUUCCUCUUUGCCAUGACUGCUACUCUUCUGUGUUGUUUUGUUGCUACUCUACCACUAUGUUCAGUGAGUUCUAUGGUUAUCGUCACACUUUUCCUCUUUGCCAUGACUGGUACACUUCAAUAUUUUGUUUCUACCCUGUGUCUAUGGUUAUCGUCACACUUUUCCUCUUUGCCUUGACUGGUACCCUUCAAUUUUUUUUUACUACCCUAAGUCUAUGGUUAUCGUCACACUUUUCCUCUUUGCCAUGACUGCUACCCUUCUGUGUUGUUUUGUUGCUACUCUACCACUAUGUUUAGUAAGUUCUAUGGUUAUCGUCACACUUUUCCUCUUUGCCAUGACUGCUACCCUUCAAUGUUUUGUUACUACCAUAUGUCUAUGGUUAUCGUCACACUUUUCCUCUUUGCCAUGACUGAUGUCCUUCUGUGUUGUUUUGUUGCUACUCUACCACUAUGUUUAGUAAGUUCUAUGGUUAUCGUCACACUUUUCCUUUUUGCCAUGACUGGUAUACUUCAAUAUUUUGUUUCUACCCUGUGUCUAUGGUUAUCGUCACACUUUUCCUCUUGCCAUGACUGCUACCCUUCAAUGUUUUUUUACUACCCUGUGUCUAUGGUUAUCGUCACACUUUUCCUCUUUGCCAUGACUGCUACUCUUCUGUGUUGUUUUGUUGCUACUUUACCACUAUGUUGAGUAAGUUCUAUGGUUAUCGUCACACUUUUCCUCUUUGCCAUGACUGAUGUCCUUCUGUGUUGUUUUGUUGCUACUCUACCACUAUGUUUAGUAAGUUCUAUGGUUAUCGUCACACUUUUCCUCUUUGCCAUGACUGGUACACUUCAAUAUUUUGUUUCUACCCUGUGUCUAUGGUUAUCGUCACACUUUUCCACUUUGCCAUGACUGGUACACUUCUGUGUUGACAUUUUGUCGCUACUCUACCACUAUGUUUAAUAAGUUCUAAGGUUAUAAUCACACUUAGCCAUGACUGGAACUCUUUGUAUGGAUGUUUUGUUGCUACACUACCACUAUGUUAAUAAGUUCUAUGGUUUUCUCUUUGCCAUGACUGGUACCAUUCUGUAUUGACAUUUUGUUGCUACUCUACCACUAUGUUCAAUAAGUUCUAUGGUUAUAAUCACGCGUUUUCCUCCUUUGCCAUUACUGCACGGUACCCUUCUUUGUUAUCACAAAAAAGCCAAAGAAAAAGCUGGUGUGGCCCUUGCAGGCAUGUUUUUGGUCCUGUCUCCAAACUGUAGAAUGUUCAGGUUGUAUUUUGGCAUAUUUCCUUCCUGUCCCUGCUCCAUAUUUCUACAGAUGUGACUUUUAUGGUCCGUCCCCGCAUAUUUCCUUGAGCUUGACAGAAAAUGUUUUUUCUAGAAGGGUCCAUAAAUUGAAAAGUGUCUGUUUACUUCCACGGUGGAUAUUUGGCACAUUGAUAGCAACACUGUAACAUGAAGAACACGAAGGAGUUUAUCUUCAUAUGUUAAAAUGUCUCUUUUUAAAUAUGUUUCGCCCCAAACAAUCCACCCUUGUGUCCAUUUAGUUUUUUUUGUUUUUUUUUCUUACACAUGAAUGACAUUCAGUGUGUGAUUUGAUGAGAGCAAUAUUUGUAAUGAUUUAUUUGUUUGGAAGAUUUCAUUUUGUCUUAUACUUUUGUAUAUGCUGGAAAUUAUGAUUAGAAUCUGUUGAUGAGACUGUGAUUAUCUAAGACUGGAAACACACACAUCUCUACUGUACAUGUUUGAAAUCCUAAUGUGGUACAUGGGAUACUAAUGUGUCAUUCCUACUGUAACUCAUGUUAAAUGAUUUCUUUACCUGCAACACUUGUAUUUAUCAUCUAAUCAUGCCCUCUGUCUACGUAUUUUAUGACUUGAUUUUUCAUAAUCAAUAUGUUUGUUUGUGGAUGAUAUCAGUAGCAGACUUUUUGGCUUAAACAGGGGGAGUUUUUAAAGUUUUUUUUUUUUUUUCCAUACUGUGAAUUCUUAUUUGAAAGCAGAACAUUUUCAUCUUUCCUUUCAUGUUUUUUUUUUAAAAGAAAUUAUUGAACUACGGCGUCAUGCUUGCCAGAUAAAAUACUGUUAUAUAUUUAGAUUUGUAUUGAAGAUUUGUCAGUAUUUUCAUAUUGGACGCUUUAAAUGAUGUACAUUUUUAUGACAUAGUGAAUAUGUUUCUUACUGGAGCUGUAUGAAUAAAUAGAUGUACACCUAUACUUGUUGAUCGGAGGAGAUGGAUGGAAUAAUAUUAAAUAAUAAUAAAUUAUAUG
Entelurus aequoreus (snake pipefish) is the source of this 6535-nucleotide messenger RNA. RefSeq names its product par-6 partitioning defective 6 homolog beta (C. elegans) (gene pard6b). Gene Ontology annotation, molecular function: protein kinase C binding. The transcript is spliced from 3 exons. The record is from RefSeq and is a predicted model, not a curated record. Gene Ontology annotation, cellular component: cell cortex; apical plasma membrane; nucleus. Lineage: Eukaryota; Metazoa; Chordata; Actinopteri; Syngnathiformes; Syngnathidae. The coding region runs from base 270 to 1439 and encodes 389 amino acids. Gene Ontology annotation, biological process: regulation of cellular localization; centrosome cycle; establishment or maintenance of cell polarity.